Molecule: messenger RNA, 1977 nt
Organism: Ilex paraguariensis (yerba mate)
Lineage: Eukaryota; Viridiplantae; Streptophyta; Magnoliopsida; Aquifoliales; Aquifoliaceae
Source: the annotation of a GenBank genome assembly
AGGGGCACGGAAAGGAAUUCAAAGCCUAUCAUAUGCCAUAUUCAGAUUACAGACCCAAAUAACUCUAUUAUAAAUAGCCCAAGCUUUAAUUAUAUAUACUAGUUGCCAUUUGGCUCUUCUCUCUGUCGUUGCAGGAUAAAACCUCUAAUCCUGUUUGCCACACAAUCUCUCCCUCUCCCUCUCCCUCUCCCUAUCCUAGUUACAGGACAGAACCUGUAAUCCUGUAAGCACGAGGGGAGAUAAGAAAUGGGUGUUACCUUUGCACUUGUUUCUUUGUUUUUGCUAUCAGUUUCAUGGGUAAGUUGUUAUGCAGCAUCUAUUCAUGAAGACUUUGGUCAGUGCAUGUCCGAGCAUUUAACUGGCAAACCCCACCCCACGGAAAACAUCUUCACUCCGGACUCGCCGACGUACAAAUCUCGGUACGACGCUGCCCAGCAAAACACCCGAUGGGUAAACUCCACAGUGCCGUUGCCAAAACCUACCCUUAUCUUAAUGCCCAACAAUGAGAGUCAAAUCCAGGCGGCUGUACUUUGCAGCAGGCAACUUGGCCUGCAAAUCAGAGUCAAGAGUGGCGGCCAUGACUACGAAGGCCAAUCAUACCUCAGCAAGACACCUUUCAUCAUCAUCGACCUGGUCAAUAUGCGAUCCAUUGACAUCAAUGUGGAAGAACAAACUGCGUGGGUUCAGACUGGGGCAACUCUUGGAGAACUUUACUACAAUAUUGGCACCAGAACGAAUACCCUUGCUUUUCCUGGAGGGUUAUGCCCUAGUGUAGGCACUGGUGGACACAUUAGCGGUGGAGGACUUGGCGUUCUGCUAAGAAAGUUUGGCCUUGCAGCGGAUAAUGUUAUAGAUGCUAGCAUAGUUGAUGUCAAUGGACGAAUUCUUGACCGAAAGACAAUGGGCGAGGACUUGUUUUGGGCCAUAAGAGGAGGUGGAGGGGCAAGCUUCGGAGUCAUACUUUCCUGGAAGCUAAAGCUGGUUCAAAUUCCAGCCACAGUGACAUAUUUUAAUAUUGGUGUGUUUGGAAUCGAAAACGUUACGAAAUUAGUAUAUAAGUGGCAACGUAUUGCACAUAAACUACCCAAAGAUCUCUUCAUCAGAGGCUUGGUGGCAACAAAAAAGACUCUUGAUGAAAAUAAGGUGAUUAAGGAUAAGACAAUCAAAGUUCAGUUUGAGUCGCUCUUUCUUGGAAGCAAAUGGGAUCUAAUUCCAUUACUAAACAAGACGUUUCCUGAGUUGGGAGUGAAGCAAGAGGACCUCCAAGAAAUGACAUGGGUCCAUGCGGCAGCAUUCCGGCUUGGAGGCGGCGACGAGACGGAGAACACCUUGGACAUGGUUUUAUUGAACAGAACUGACAUUUACAGGUCAAGUUACAAGGGGAAAUCAGACUUUGUGACGACCCCGAUUUCACCAGAAGGUUUGGAAGGUAUAUGGGAGAAAUUUUUGGAAGAAGACACUCAGGUAUACAUGAUAAUUGAUCCUUUUGGUGGGCAGAUGGACAACAUUUCAAAGUCUGCACUGCCAUUUCCCCACAGGAAGGGCACUUUGUACAACAUACAGUACUUGGUGAAAUGGUACAAUAACAACGCAACCACAUAUUCAAGACAUCAAAAGUGGAUGAAGGACCUGUAUGAAUACAUGGCCCCUUAUGUUUCUCAAUCUCCUAGGGCUGCAUACCUGAACUAUAAGGAUCUCGACCUCAGUUCGAACCAGGUGGGGAACACAAGCUAUGCACAGGCUAAGGUUUGGGGGGAGAAGUACUUCAAGGGUAACUUUGAGAGGUUGGCAAGAGUGAAAAGCAUGGUUGAUCCAAGCAAUUUCUUCAGAAAUGAACAAAGCAUCCCACUUCUCCCUACAAAGGGGACAAAACAGUUCCAUUAGAGAAGCAUGGCUAGUGGCUUCUUGUUGAAGAUUGUAUUACGUUACAAGUUUACAUUCUUGAAUUCAAGUUCAACCCAUGAAUGGGUCUUUAAG